Messenger RNA from Glarea lozoyensis ATCC 20868, 2136 nucleotides. RefSeq names its product Mitochondrial carrier. NCBI's taxonomy places the organism in Eukaryota, Fungi, Ascomycota, Leotiomycetes, Helotiales, Helotiaceae. The record is from RefSeq and is a predicted model, not a curated record. Gene Ontology annotation, biological process: malate-aspartate shuttle; L-glutamate transmembrane transport; aspartate transmembrane transport. Bases 1 to 2136 code for a protein of 711 amino acids. The transcript is spliced from 3 exons. Gene Ontology annotation, molecular function: calcium ion binding; L-glutamate transmembrane transporter activity; L-aspartate transmembrane transporter activity.
AUGGCUACCGUGUCGACGGAGGUGACCAAGGUCAAGGAGGUGGUCAAGGAGUCAUUACUGGGCUCAGAGGUGCCAGAAGACGCGAUGAUGUCUGCGCGAUCGAAAGCGACCUUUAUAGACAAUGCCAAAAAGGAUCCUGAGACUGGGGAGUUGUUUAUGGGCGAAGAGGAAUUCAUAAAUGCCGUUGCGCCAGAAGGAGAAGAUUACCAUAAGAUCAAGCGCGAGCAAUAUGCGAUCCUGUUUCGUGUGGCCGAUCGAAGGGAUACUGGAAAGAUCAAUCUUCUCGAUUGGGGUACCUUUGAGAAUCUUCUCGCCAAACCGGACGCCGAGUACGAGAUCGCAUUUCGACUUUUUGAUGUAGACCGCACGGGAACCGUCAAAUAUGAAAACCUAAAGAAGCUCUAUAGCAUGAAUAAGAGUCCGGACAACAUACCGUUUGAUUGGGACUGCGAGUGGGCGAGCUUAUACAGUGGUGGAAAGAAACGACGACAUGACCUCACAUACCCUCAAUUCUCGCAGAUGCUGAGAGGUCUGCAAGGAGAGCGGAUACGGCAGGCUUUCCAUCAUUUUGAUAAAGACGGGGAUGGAUUUAUUGAGCCAGAAGAUUUCCAACGCAUCAUUCUUCAGACUGCGAGACAUAAGCUCUCUGAUCAUUUACUUGAGAAUUUACAUACCCUAUGUAAUAUUUCGGCCGGGACCAAGAUUUCAUACGCAAAUGUACGAGCAUUUCAGAAUAUGAUUCGAGAGAUGGAUUUGGUGGAGUUGAUUAUUCGACAAGCUACGGCGCAGAGCUCUGAUGGAAAGAUUACGAGGACGGAUUUCCUUAAUGAAGCAGCUCGAAUUACCCGGUUUUCGCUAUUCACUCCUAUGGAAGCAGAUAUCCUUUUCCACUUUGCCAGUCUCGACGAACCUUCCGGCAAGCUUGGUCUAAGUGACUUUGCUAAAGUCCUGGAUCCAUCAUGGCGGAACCCCUUAUAUAAUGCAUUUAGCCAAGCGACGGGUGCAGGAGCUACAGCAGUGAAAGUCAAGACGCAGGGCAUUCUGCAUUCAGUGUUAGAAUCAGUACAUCACUUUGGGCUUGGAUCGCUGGCUGGUGCGUUUGGUGCGUUUAUGGUCUAUCCCAUUGAUUUGGUCAAGACCCGAAUGCAGAAUCAGCGAUCAUCUCGUGUUGGGGAGAUGUUGUACAAGAACUCGUUGGAUUGUGCAAAGAAAGUUAUUAAGAACGAGGGUUUCAAGGGGUUAUACUCUGGUGUCUUACCGCAACUUGUGGGUGUUGCUCCUGAAAAGGCUAUCAAAUUGACGGUAAAUGAUCUUGUAAGAGGUCAUUUCUCUGGAAAAGAUGGCAAAAUCUGGAUUCCACAUGAGAUUCUCGCUGGUGGUACUGCUGGUGCUUGUCAAGUUAUCUUCACCAACCCCCUCGAAAUCGUCAAAAUCCGUCUCCAAGUCCAAGGAGAAGUCGCCAAAAACGUCGACGGCGCUCCCCGUCGCUCAGCCAUGUGGAUCGUCCGUAAUCUCGGUCUCGUAGGUCUCUACAAAGGCGCCUCCGCCUGUCUCCUCCGCGACGUCCCCUUCUCCGCAAUCUACUUCCCAACCUACAACCACCUCAAACGCGACAUAUACGGCGAGUCGCCCACGAAAAAACUCGGCAUUCUCCAACUCCUCACCGCCGGCGCUAUCGCCGGUAUGCCUGCCGCGUACCUCACCACUCCUUGCGAUGUUAUCAAGACCCGUCUCCAGGUCGAGGCGAGAAAGGGUGAGUCCUCGUAUACUGGGUUGAGACAGUGCGCUAGCACCGUGUAUAAAGAGGAGGGCUUCAAAGCGUUCUUCAAAGGUGGACCAGCGCGUAUCCUCCGAUCGAGUCCGCAAUUCGGGUUCACGCUCGCGAUGUACGAGGUCCUUCAGAAUCUGCUGCCGAUGCCUGGAUCUGAGAAAGCGGAGGAGAGCGCGAUGCAUAAGGGUGUCGUGGCUGCCGGCGAAGGAUUACCGGGGCAGGACGGCCCGAUUGGGUUCUUGAGGAGCAGGAACGCGUUGAAGAUUAUUUUGGAUCUGGAUGGUGGGUUUGGUGGGGUUGGGGGGAUGCCGGGGGGGAAGGAGGGGUGGAGGGGCGUGCCGAAGGUGCUGGGUGGUGGGAAGUAG